Pteropus alecto (black flying fox) is the source of this 1921-nucleotide messenger RNA. RefSeq names its product otoraplin (gene OTOR). Gene Ontology annotation, biological process: cartilage condensation. The record is from RefSeq and is a predicted model, not a curated record. Gene Ontology annotation, molecular function: protein binding. The transcript has 4 exons. Bases 861 to 1250 code for a protein of 129 amino acids. NCBI's taxonomy places the organism in Eukaryota, Metazoa, Chordata, Mammalia, Chiroptera, Pteropodidae.
CAUGGCGGUUAGCACGUACCAUGUCUUAUCCUUAACCUAUUGUUUCUAAAGGUGAGGUCACUACACUAUAUUUCUCAUGCCUAGAAUGGUGUCUGGCACAUAGUAGGUAUUCGAUAAAUAUUUGUUAAAUAGACGGAGCCAGGUAUUAGUGCUUCAACUUCGGUGGUUUCUAGCAGUGCCACACUUUCCAUGGGAAAGAUGCCUGGGAGCAAGAAAGGGGUGGGGGUGGUAACACAAACCUCGAGCUUUACUCCCUUUCCUAUGAUCCAUAAUCCAUGAGAAUUUUGAGACCAAAUUUCAAAAGCCUCAGAUGAAGGAGGUGGAGAAAAAUUUUUUCCAUUUUUUUCAACCCACCUAUCCUUUCCAUUCCCCAUUAGUAGGGUCUGAAUGUGACAACUAGUGUGUUACAAUCCAUGUCUGCUCUAAGAUGAUUACUAAAAAUUCUGUCAUGAAUGAUCUGUAAACUUUAGUAUCCUUUAUCUAUUAAAUAAAUCCAGAUAUUUAAGUUGAAAGAAUAUGAGAGUUGAAAUUAAAAAUUGUUUUAAAGAUUUAAAAUUCUCAGUUCUUUCAACAAUGCCCUACCAAUGCAAUAAACCACAGCUAAAGUGGCUUCAACAAUGGUGGAUCAUUUGGAAAUCAUUUGUGUAUACAAAAGACAUAGAGUUUGAGUCUCUUUGGAAAAUCAGAUGCUAAAUAGCCCUGCAGCCAAGUAGCUGUUAUGAAAGCAGAGGAGCAGUAGGCACCUUCCCAUUGGCUGGGGGGAUUUAUCCAGAUGUCUGGCUACACAUAAAAGACAGGAACUACUGAAGUCAGCUUCCACUUCCCCUCAAAGGGUGAUAGUAUAAACAGCAAAAAGGAAGAUGGCAAGACUCUUGUUACUUUUUCUUGCAGGUCUUGUGGCCGUAGGUGAGGUGCAUGGAAUAUUUAUGGACAGACUUGCUUCCAAGAAGCUCUGUGCAGAUGACGAGUGUGUCUAUACUAUUUCUCUGGCCAAAGCUCAAGAAGAUUAUAAUGCCCCAGACUGUAGAUUCAUUAACGUUAAAAAAGGGCAGCAGAUCUAUGUUUACUCAAAACUGGUAAAAGAAAAUGAAGCUGGAGAAUUUUGGGCUGGCAGUGUGUAUGGCGAUCACCAGGAGGACGAGAUGGGAACAGUGGGCUAUUUCCCCAGCAACUUGGUCGAGGAGCAACAUGUGUACCAGGAAGCCACAAAGGAAGUUCCUACCACAGAUAUUGACUUCUUCUGCGAGUAACAAAUUAGACAAAUCUGCAGAUAGAAAGGAAACACGCAAAAUAAAGAAAAAAGCAAAUAUAACCAAAAAUACAUGUCUGACUUUUGUUUCCAAGUUAUGUUACUUUAUAGGAGGGCUGGGGUUUGGGGCUGGAGGUGGCAAGUAAAGGCAGGGCUUCAACUCAAGUCUUGUUUUCUGCUGGCCUGGUUAUCAUCCCACCACCUAAGCAGGGCGACAUUUGGCUCAAGUGGACAAAUUAAACACAAAUUAUCUUUCAGCCUUCUUUUACAUAGGGAUGCAUAUAGAAGAUGGUUGGUUUAUUUGUAAGCUAUUCCUAAAUAGUAAUUCUUCCAAGCUGUUUGUCUUCCUGUAUAAAGUUGGCAGAUAACAGAUAUUCCCUUUGGAUAUAAUGUUUUCUACUUAUUUGUCUCUGGCCAAUUGGAGUGUUAUAAUGUAUCCGAAGAGUCUAUAUCAUCAAGGAGUAGUAUUCUAGGAUUGUUACUUUUAAUAUUUGAUGCCUUGAGUAUGUGAAGCUGUUGGAGAAAAAUAAAAGAGCUGUUUGGAUUCACAGAUGUUUGGACUACGCUUUUAAAUUUCUCUUUGACGAAAGUCUUAGAAAUUAUUUCAAUUGGGUAAUUUUACCCUCUGAUCAAUUUACUUCUCUCUACAUUUUAAAUAUAUAUGUGUUUAUA